AUGUCAGAAACAGCAUCAAGUAGCAGUGGUGGCGGCAAAAGGAUAUUGAAUCUCCCUGAUAUUGAUACAUCACAACCAGAUUCAUUCGAGACACCAGAUGUCCCUGAACCCUUGAUCAUUGAGAAGCCAGAGUUGGUCAAUGAGAACAUUGAGAGAGUGUCUUUGGUACCAGCAAAGGCACACGCAAAGUUCUCAAACAGGAAGCUGAACAAUGACGGUGAGGACUUCUCAGACUCAAUCUACAAGAAGCCCGUCAUCAGAUCAAAGCCACAAAGGACCUUCAACAAUCAGACAGUCUUUGACUUGCCAUCUGACGAUGCUGAUCGCAAGGAAGAGACACCCUUCCAGAAGUUCCAGCGUCUCCAGUUCGAGGUCAAGUCACUACGCGAUGAAGUGCAGAUCAUUGCAAAUGCUGAGGGCGAGGUCGAGCCAGGUAUCACAGGUGCUGAGUUGGCCCAACAAUUGGGCGAGCUUCAAAGUCAACUCGGAUUGUUGUUGGAGAAUGACAAGCUUCGUCCCAUCUUGGAUGAGAACAGACAGAUAUUACAUUAUUCUCAAUUGCUUGGAGGUACCGAUUCAUCAAGGCAACUUCUUAAUGGACUUCGAUCAUUCGCAGGUGAGUCUGGUGCCAAUGCACAACAGCAACCUGCUGGCGGCUCAUCAUCCUCGCCCAACCAUGUAAAAUAUGAACUGUACUACUCUGGCGACCAAGCCAAGUACCAGCAGCUCCAGAGACUGACAGACCUGGACAAGAGACUGGCCAACUUGGAGUCGCAAGUUGGAAACAAGACCGAGUUGUCAAUCCCAUUGACUCAAUCAUUGGUGGAGAUCAAGGAUAAGCUGUCACUGUUGGAUUCUACCAAGUUGGAUGUACUGCAACAAAAGAUGAAGGUGGCCAUGAAGCAGAUGGAGUCAAUGAAGAGCCAGAGCGAGACAACCACCAAGUCACUGUCGACAAACGAGGCAAAGAUCAACACCAUCUACGAGUUGAUGAAUCGCUGGGACGUCAUUGGACAACAGUUGCCAUCGAUCAUCAACAGACUGUACACGCUGCGAUCCCUCCACGAGGAGGGUCUGUCCUUCUCCAGCCAUCUGAGCGAACUUGAGAAGGAGCAAUCAAACAUUGCAUCACUCUUGAAGACCAACAGCAGUCUGAUGAACAAGAUGGAUGAGUCAUUCAAGGGCAAUAUGGUCACGAUCCAGAACAAUGUUGAGUCACUUGAGAAGAGGAUUAGCGAGCUCAACUUGAAGAAGUAG
Molecule: messenger RNA, 1257 nt
Organism: Acytostelium subglobosum LB1
Lineage: Eukaryota; Evosea; Eumycetozoa; Acytosteliales; Acytosteliaceae
Exons: 7
Coding region: 1-1257 (418 amino acids)
Biological process (GO): mitotic spindle organization
Cellular component (GO): dynactin complex; cytoplasm
Source: RefSeq, a predicted model, not a curated record